UGCAGCCUGUCUGUCGACUCUGUCUGUCUGUGUCAGUCAGUAGGUCACCAGCGCCUCUUGAUCUCUGCCAACACUUUGUUACUUUCAUCACCAACCAACCACCAUCCAUCAUGAGGGAAAUCGUGCACAUCCAGGCCGGCCAGUGCGGGAACCAGAUUGGUGCAAAGUUCUGGGAGGUGAUCAGCGAUGAGCACGGCAUCGACCCGACCGGAACCUACCAUGGAGACAGCGACCUGCAGCUGGACAGGAUCAGUGUGUACUACAACGAGGCCACUGGUGGGAAGUAUGUGCCCCGAGCCAUCCUUGUUGACCUGGAACCAGGCACCAUGGACUCAGUCCGCUCUGGACCUUUUGGACAAAUCUUCAGGCCUGACAACUUUGUUUUUGGUCAAAGUGGAGCAGGAAACAACUGGGCCAAAGGUCACUACACGGAGGGGGCAGAACUGGUGGAUUCAGUCCUGGAUGUGGUGAGAAAGGAGGCUGAAAGCUGUGAGUGUCUGCAGGGUUUCCAGCUCACGCACUCCCUGGGAGGAGGCACCGGCUCCGGCAUGGGCACCCUGCUCAUCAGCAAGAUCAGGGAGGAGUACCCUGACCGCAUCAUGAACACCUUCAGCGUGGUGCCCUCUCCAAAGGUCUCGGACACAGUGGUUGAGCCGUACAACGCCACGCUGUCCGUCCACCAGCUGGUAGAAAACACAGACGAGACCUACUGCAUUGACAACGAAGCCCUUUAUGACAUCUGCUUCCGCACUCUCAAACUCACCACGCCCACCUACGGCGACCUCAACCACCUGGUCUCGGCCACCAUGAGCGGCGUGACCACCUGCCUGCGUUUCCCCGGCCAGCUCAACGCUGAUCUGAGGAAACUGGCCGUCAACAUGGUGCCCUUCCCCCGUCUCCACUUCUUCAUGCCUGGCUUUGCCCCUCUGACCAGCAGGGGGAGCCAGCAGUACCGCGCCCUGACGGUGCCCGAGCUCACCCAGCAGGUGUUUGACGCCAAAAACAUGAUGGCGGCCUGCGACCCCCGCCACGGACGCUACCUGACGGUGGCCGCCGUGUUCCGCGGCCGCAUGUCCAUGAAGGAGGUGGACGAGCAGAUGCUGAACGUCCAGAACAAGAACAGCAGCUACUUCGUGGAGUGGAUCCCCAACAACGUCAAGACGGCCGUCUGCGACAUCCCGCCGCGCGGCCUCAAGAUGGCCGUCACCUUCAUCGGCAACAGCACCGCCAUCCAGGAGCUGUUCAAACGCAUCUCUGAGCAGUUCACCGCCAUGUUCCGCCGCAAGGCCUUCCUCCACUGGUACACCGGCGAGGGCAUGGACGAGAUGGAGUUCACCGAGGCGGAGAGCAACAUGAACGACCUGGUCUCCGAGUACCAGCAGUACCAGGACGCCACGGCCGAGGAGGAGGGAGAGUUUGAGGAAGACGUGGAAGAGGAUGCCUAAAAAAGUAAACCAGAAAAUGAUGUAACAUGAGCUGAAGAAUAAGGAGAAGAUAAUAAUCAAAAAGAGAAAAAAAAAAUCCUGAAAAAAGAAACAAUAUUGUGA
Molecule: messenger RNA, 1547 nt
Organism: Perca fluviatilis (European perch)
Lineage: Eukaryota; Metazoa; Chordata; Actinopteri; Perciformes; Percidae
Product: tubulin beta chain
Exons: 5
Coding region: 111-1445 (444 amino acids)
Biological process (GO): mitotic cell cycle; microtubule cytoskeleton organization
Cellular component (GO): cytoplasm; microtubule
Molecular function (GO): structural constituent of cytoskeleton; GTPase activity; GTP binding
Source: RefSeq, a predicted model, not a curated record